AUGCAUACUGCUCGGCACGCUGUGAUGGCGCUGGUGCUGGUGCUGGUGCUGGUGCCAGGGACGGCGAAGAAGAGGAGGAAGGAUGGUGACGGAGGAUCGCUUCCUGAUGCCGAUGCGCUCGCUCGAGCUGCAGUCCCUGCAUCGUUUGGAUUUGAGAUAGCAAAUGUGAGCAGAGUUGCGACGAAGCUGCGAUACUGGAACGAGUAUGAAAGAACUUCGAAAGAGAUAGUGAAAACCAUCAUGAGGGAGGCAGAGAAGGGCACAAGAAUCCUCAAGUUCGAGGUGAUCAACCCAGAUAGAAUAUUCAAUCAGGAUGGAGGGAUGGGGCCCUAUAACGAGGUUCUGGAUUUCAUGCUCAAAGGCAAGAUGAAUCUCAAGGAUGAGAGUGGGCGAGAAGAAGCCAUCGUGAACCCCAUGUUCGCCUGCAUUCCUAUGCGCGAGAGGUACAAACCUGGGGCUUCUGGUGAUUCUGCGGCUGAAUCUUUGAGUCCCUCUAGAUUCUGCAUUGAGAAAAUCUCUAGGGCUUCUCGGCUUGGAAGCUGGAUCUCUGUGGUUGGUCGCAACUUUGAGUUGAAACUGUUGAUGAUCUCGAGCGACAGGAGAAUUGUCAUCGAUGGCAGACAGUGUCUAUGCUGCUGCCUGAAGGUCUGUGAGGAUUGCUUCUAUCAGAGACUGCAGACAACUGUGAAAGCCGUUCGAGAAGGGGAGGUCGAGUGCGUGGAGCUAUCCGACCAGCAGUCAGAAAAUCUUCUGCCUCAGGUCCCGGGCAACUGGACCAUCGAUGUGAGCACGCGCACGACAAUCGGGUCAAUGAGGAUGGAGGAGAAGAAGUUUUUGCCCAUAGGUAGCCGAUGGAGCCAGCUGCCGGCGAUCCAUUCCGUUAUUCUCUCCGAGCUCAUGGAAGGGAAUCUUCACGUCCGCCCUCUCGGAUCCGACGGCAAUCCUUUGGAGCCCCUUACCCCGGGAGACCUUCGGGAUAAGUAUUUCGGGAAGACUUUCAACUUUGCAGUAUACCUGUGGUGA
Guillardia theta CCMP2712 is the source of this 1023-nucleotide messenger RNA. RefSeq lists its product as hypothetical. The record is from RefSeq and is a predicted model, not a curated record. The transcript is spliced from 6 exons. NCBI's taxonomy places the organism in Eukaryota, Cryptophyceae, Pyrenomonadales, Geminigeraceae. The coding region runs from base 1 to 1023 and encodes 340 amino acids.